Molecule: messenger RNA, 1023 nt
Organism: Maudiozyma barnettii
Lineage: Eukaryota; Fungi; Ascomycota; Saccharomycetes; Saccharomycetales; Saccharomycetaceae
Exons: 1
Coding region: 1-1023 (340 amino acids)
Biological process (GO): L-threonine catabolic process; L-serine catabolic process
Molecular function (GO): L-serine ammonia-lyase activity; pyridoxal phosphate binding; threonine deaminase activity
Source: RefSeq, a predicted model, not a curated record
AUGACCAAUGCACUAGAAAACGUACCGGUGUACAAUAAGACACCCUUGAUCCGUGAAUUCUUGUCGACUGACCCAGAAUCUCCACAGACAUAUAUUAAAUAUGAAACAUUACAGCCUGGAAGAAGUUUUAAGAGUAGAGGUAUUGGAACAUUAAUACGCUCUAGGGUAAAUGAAACCAGAAAAUCGGGUAAUAAGUCUGUCCAUGUGUUUUCUAGUUCGGGAGGUAAUGCUGGUUAUGCUGCAGCUGUAACAUGUAGUAGACUAUCUUUACCUUGUACGGUUGUCGUUCCUCUAACUACUAAGAUUCAUAUGAUUAAAAAAAUCAGAGAUGUGGGGGCAGAGGUAGUUGUUAUUGGGGAACAUUGGAAAGAGGCAGACUCACACCUAACUAAUGAGAUUAUUGGUAAAAUUGACAAAAGUAAGACUGAAGCAAUUUAUGUUCAUCCAUUCAACGAUCCUGUUAUCUGGGAAGGACACUCUACCAUGGUUGAUGAAAUUGUAGAGUCUCUGAAAGAAGAUAAAAUUGAUUUCUCCAGAGUUAAAGGUAUUGUUUGUAGUAUCGGAGGUGGCGGUCUUUACAACGGUAUUAUGACAGGGCUAUGCAGACAUAACUUAGCAGAUAAAAUUCCAGUAAUUGCUGUAGAAACCGUAGGUACAGAUGCUCUGUACCAAUCUUUGAAACGUGAUGAAAUGAUUACAUUGGAUAAGAUCCGCAGCGUUGCAAGCUCUUUGGGCUCUGUAUAUGUCACUCCAGAGACGUUUGAAUUUGCAAAGAAAUAUUCUACCAAGUCAAUAGCCUUAACUGAUGAUGAAGUUGUUAAGACGAGUUUGAAAUACACUGAUUUUUCCAACUACAUCACUGAACCAGCUUGUGCUGCGGCUAUUCAUUUAGGAUUCUAUCCUGAAAUUACAGAAAGAACAUUAGGUCAUAAACUUGACAAGAAUGAUAUUAUUAUCAUUAUUGCUUGUGGUGGAUCUACAUGUACAUACAAAGAUCUUGAAGAUAUGGCUGCAAACUUUUGA